This is a messenger RNA of Zeugodacus cucurbitae (melon fly), 1701 nucleotides long. It is a transcript of the gene Teh2, whose product is annotated as protein tipE. Gene Ontology annotation, molecular function: sodium channel regulator activity. The transcript has 5 exons. Bases 145 to 1020 code for a protein of 291 amino acids. Lineage: Eukaryota; Metazoa; Arthropoda; Insecta; Diptera; Tephritidae. Gene Ontology annotation, biological process: regulation of sodium ion transport. The record is from RefSeq and is a predicted model, not a curated record.
AUCGAACCCAAACACAAACAAGGCUACAAACGACCAAUAGCUGUAGUCUGUACACAAACCGUCUAACGUACCACAGACACACACCAGCCGUGAGGCGUAUUAGUAAAAACGAGUAAAGAGUAAGGUGGAGUAUAGCGCAGCAAGAUGAAGAAAAGUUCGACCGCAACAACCACAAUGUCACUACCGACCAGUCCGACAAUUUCGGCGCACACCAUUACCGGCAGUAAGCUAAGUUUAAGCAGCACAAAGACAGCGACUUCGGGGCGUUCGAGUCGCUCCGGUUUGCAAUCGCCACAGAAGAAGAAGAGCGAUCUCGAAUUGGAGUCGAUACUGGAGAAGGCUAAAUUUUACACAUCGUUGUGCCUUGGAACCACUGCAAUACUGUCGGUUUUUGCCUUCCUCUUUUUAAUACCCUUCGUGGUGGAUCCCGCAAUAUCGACGAUUAUUGCAGAUUAUGAUCCCGUGCCAGUGACGUGUGUUGUCAUUGAUCAUGUCUACGCGGAGGGCAUAAGAAAUUGUUCGUGGAGUUCAUGCCGCGAGGGCUGUACGUCAUCACUCACCAAGUGCCAUCAGUUGUACGUCAACUACACACGCAUACCAUACAGUGAAUGGGAGAAGAGCCCACACGAGCUGGAUAAGGUGCAAUGGGACGUGAGUUAUACGAAAUUUCUCAUCAAUUCGGAAGGUUGCGGUUAUCCACCAACAACGAAUUGUAGUGUCUUUGCGCGCCAAUAUGGCUACUCGCACAUUGGCGAGCCAUUUCCCUGUUAUUACAGUCGUGCCUACCCGGAAGUGGUGAUCGGUCGCUACUCGUGGGAGAACAAUUUGUAUCAUCUCGUGCUAUCGCUUAUCAUACCGAAUGUUCUAUUCGCCAUUUCGAUUGGUGUGCUCAGCUAUUGGUACUGCCCCUGUUGUGACAAAGCAUGCAAUAAAUCAUCACGUGUCUACGCGGAGAAGUUUCCCUCGAAGGAAGAAAAACUUCUGUGUCAAAGUGACGACGAAGAUGAUAUGGAAUACUAGUGAACUAGCGAGUCUAGCGAUGCGCUAGAUAUACUCGUAGCAUUAGAAAAGCUGCUUACACAACAACAAGAACAAUACUCGUACUCGUAUGCGUAUACGUAGAAUGAAUACGUUGUAGAAACCAAAAAAAAAAAUAAAACAAAAAUCGAUAGCCACAUUUUGUAUUCGUACACAACAGUUACAAAUAAAUAACAAAUAUUUAUCUACCUACGCUCAUACACACAUGGUACUUAUAUACAUACAUAACUGUAUAUGUAGCUAGUUAGUUAUGGCGCUGUGUAUGUACAUAUGUAUUUAGGCAAUAUUAAAGCUGAAAGCGUUCGUGACUACAGUUAUGUACAUGCAUAUGUAUAUAUGUAUGUACAGUAUUCGCAAUUUGAUAAGUAAAUAAAUAAUAAAAAAAAUUGACAAUUCGUACUGUUCUCCAUCCACCCUCCUCCUUCACAAUAACGCUAAACACAAGCGCCAAGCAAUAGUCUAACGCAACUCCAAUAGUAUUUACAAUAAGUAUGUAUGUAUUAUGCUUAUUACAAAACCAUCCAAAGCAGUAUUUAUGCUACCAUUUAUUUAGUAAAAAAAAGCUUUUAGAAUUAUUUUUGCAAAUUGCAAUUGCACUUGAAGUAAAACUUGAUAUGCAAAGGCUAAAGCACCACAUGUAAAAUAGCAAAAAAAAAACAAAAA